This is a messenger RNA of Moneuplotes crassus, 1650 nucleotides long. The record is from the annotation of a GenBank genome assembly. Lineage: Eukaryota; Ciliophora; Spirotrichea; Euplotida; Euplotidae.
AUUAUACAAAUGGAAGAUAAUCGUAAGAGAACCAAGCGAAGUAGUAGCCUACAUUCGGCCAAGCAUAAGGGCCAAAGGAAGGACCACCUGAGACUAAGCGACAACCAUCCAUUGACCAAAAUGAUGUACAAUAGGAUGCAUAAAUAAAGGGGCUAGCAAGAAUGCCAGAAUCAGAGGUAGCAGAGAUUUUGACACUCUCCAGGACUCGUUUAAUAAUAAAUGGGAUUUCCAAGUCAGAUCUCCUAAUAUAUCCCACUCCACUGGGAGGAAGCGAAGGCCAAUUUCCAAGCAGCAUAAGCGAAAUUCAACCACAAAUCCCAAAUAAGAAGAGAGCUUCCAAUAAUAACUCUGUUCGGAGAGGGGAGAUAAUGAAGCAGUACCUUGGCAAGAGCCUGAAGGGCGGAAUGUUCAGCACGAAAGCUAAACCCAAACCUAAUUUUGGCAAGUUAUAUAGGUCCUUCCAUUACCAAAAACCUAUAUCCGGACUGAAUGCACCGACACCGCAGUUUACUAAAUUCUUGACGAAGAAGAAGGUGAAUAACUUCUUCAUAGAUUUCGUAUCCCCAGAGAGAAGCGUGAAGAACUCAAAGUUGAAUAAAUCGAAAAACAGUGAUUUUUCAAAAAGCAAGACUAGAGAUAACGUGAACUCGCCUAUAAAUUUUAUCAAGAAUUUCAAGCCUGAGCCUAAAAUCCCAAUUUACAAGAUAUUCAAGAGUGUAUCAGCAGUGGAAGCAUGAGAAGAAGGCAAGGAUGUAGAUUUUGAUGAGAAGAAGAAUAUUGUCACUAAGUUCGCAUUUGCUACGAGAGUGGGACACUCUCCUUCAAAUCCGAACAAGGUUAAUCAGGAUUCUUUCAUUCUUGCUCCGAAUAUACUCAAUAUACAGUCAAUGCAUUAUUUUGGUGUUUGUGAUGGCCAUGGGCAAAACGGAAAGGAUGUCUCUAGCCUCGUCAAGCAGCAGCUUCCAUCAUACCUUGAGGAGUACUUAUACUCCACUAAACUAAAUGUGAAGGACUCAUUGAAGCAGAGCUUCCUGGAUUGCAAUAAAGAGCUCAUGAGUAACGGGAAAUUUGACGUAUACCUCUCUGGUACAACUUGCUGAACCACUUUGUUCUACGGAAACCAUUUGUUCUGAGCCAAUUCAGGGGACUCCAGAGCGAUUAUUGUGGGUAAAACCGAUGAUACAGAUGAGCUGAUCGUGAAAGCAGCCUCAAGAGACCACAAGCCAAACGAAACUGAUGAAGCUAAACGUAUUCUCAAGGUUGGAGGUCGAAUAGAAGCAUUUCAGGAUUACGAUGGCAAACCAAUAGGCCCACUGCGAGUUUGGUUAAAAUAAAGACGAUCUUCCUGGACUUGCUAUGUCAAGGUCCCUGGGAGAUGGCUGAGCUCAAGAGGCUGGAGUUGUCCCAAAUGCAGAAAUUUUCGAAUUCAAGUUGACCUCAGAAGACAUGUUCAUUGUUCUAGCUAGUGAUGGAGUUUGGGAGUUCAUGCAAAAUGAUCUAGUUGCCAAAAUAGUUGCCCCAUUCUACUUAAAAGGGUCCCCAGAAGCAGCUGCAAAUGCUGUCGUCAAAGAAGCCUACAAGCAAUGGAGAAAGCAGGAAGAAGUCAUAGAUGAUAUCACAUGAGUGAUUGUUUUCCUUCAAUCAAAGUAA